Molecule: messenger RNA, 1243 nt
Organism: Eriocheir sinensis (Chinese mitten crab)
Lineage: Eukaryota; Metazoa; Arthropoda; Malacostraca; Decapoda; Varunidae
Gene: Ref1
Product: THO complex subunit 4-like
Exons: 5
Coding region: 68-868 (266 amino acids)
Biological process (GO): mRNA export from nucleus
Cellular component (GO): nucleus
Molecular function (GO): mRNA binding
Source: RefSeq, a predicted model, not a curated record
GGAGGGAGCCAGUACUCGUGACGCCUUGACGGGGAGAGGAUACACUGCGUCCCUGAGCCCCGCCAGCAUGGUCAACAACAAGAUGGAGAUGAGCCUGGACGAUAUCAUCAAGGCCAGCAAGAACAAGCCCGGCCUGAGGCGAGGAGGAGGAGGAGGUGGGGGCCCGGGCCGGGGCAUGCGGGGCCGCGGACGGGGCAUGCGGACCACCAGAGGCUUCGGGGCCGGACGGGGCCGGGCCGGGGCGGGGCCGCGGCCAUCGGGGGGCGGCAGGAACACAUUCGGACAAAGGGGCAACGUUGAGGGUCGCUGGAGCCAUGACCUGUACCAAGGGGGUGCCGGGGGCGGCGGGGGAGGUCCGCGCCCCAGCCUGUCCUCGGGACCUGCCAAGCUUCUCAUCUCUAACCUGGACUUUGGCGUCUCAGAUUCAGACAUUCACGAGCUGUUCGGGGAGUUUGGCGCCAUGAGAAACGCUGCAGUUCACUACGACCGCUCGGGAAGGUCGCUCGGCACCGCCCACGUGGUGUUCGAGCGCCAUGCCGAUGCGAAUAAGGCCAUUAAGCAGUACAACGGUGUCUUGCUGGACGGGAGAGCCAUGAACAUCACGCUGGAGGGGGGGUCCAUGGGGGGUGGUGGGGGCGGCCGGCUUAGCUCAGUGGCCCCUGUCAAGAGGCUUCAAGGAGCACCCAGACCUGUCGGAGGAGGCGGAGGCUUUGGUGGUCGCGGCAGCCGUGGGAUGCGCGGCAACACCAGGGGUGGCCGCGGCGGGCGAGGGGGCCGAGGCUUUGGGCGGGGGGCACGGGCCAAGGUGCCCACCGCUGAAGAGCUGGAUGCUGAGCUUGACGCCUAUGUCAACCAGGUCAACAAGUGAGCAGGUGGAGCCUUGUAGCAGUGCCUGGGUGACCUGUCGGCCAAGCUGCUCACCGCAACUACCUUAUACAGUAUAGGAUAAGAUGUGUUUGUUCCCCUUAGCUAGCAUAGGCCAUUAGUGCUAAGAGAUCCCAGAUUACACACUCUUGUUUCUUAGUUUUUAAAAGGUGUAUUCACUCAAGUUACCUGAUACAGUGUAGUCCUCAGUGUCUACACCUGGCUAGACUUUUUAUUUUAUUUUUAUUUUGUGUAUGGAAGUACAAUGAACCUUUGAAGAUUGCGUAUGCAGGUGUGUUCUUACCAGUACCCAUGUAACAAAUGAACAUAUACAUAUAUCUCUAUAUCUACCUUUUGUGAAUAAAUUAUGGAAAAGAGA